AUGGGCCCUCCAGCAGCCCCCUGCCCGGGGUCCCUGUUUCAAGGGGGCUCAUCACCCACCCCAGCCGUCCUCCUCUUCCUCAUCCUCCUCCUCUUCCUCCUGGCCGGGGGAGCCACGGAGGGCUGCCUCCACUGCGGGCAUCAGUUCAAAAACCUGAAGAUGCGUUUUGCCCACCUCUGUGCCCGCUACCGAGAGCGUUUCGGCCGGGGGGGCUGCUCCAAGUACCCCUGGGGGUCAAAGGCCGUCCGGGACUUCGCCUUAGAUGAGGCAGCCCUGGACCUCCUCCUGGAGAAAGCCCAUCGGGUGCUCAGAGUGAUGGAAAUAAAGCAAAGUUUGACGGAUCUCCCGAAGUUUUGGAAUUGGCUGCACGAGGUGAAGAUCCCAAGCGAGACCCGAGAAGCUCUGUGUCCACCUGCCUGUCAUGUGGUGGCCUCUCUCUUCAAUUGUUCUACCUGUCGCCGGGCGGAGAUUCGCUGUUGGGAUAUGAGGACCUGCUAUCCAGAAUACCAGGGGUUGCCAAAGAUCAUCCAGCUGUGCCUCUACAUUUCUGGGUCCUGCUUCUUUCUUGGAUUGGUCUCCUGUGCAGUAGAGUUUCGGUUCCGUCCUGAGGUUGGAAGAAAAUAAGAAGACAGGGAGAAAAUUCGUAAUCUUUUAUGUGUCCUUAGGCACGCCAGCAGCAAGCGUGUAAGAGGGAGGAGACGUGGAAAAUGGGCGGGCAAGAACAUGAGCUCUGUAACCUUUCCCACCGAGAGAGCUGGCUGUAUUUACACAA
Pantherophis guttatus is the source of this 772-nucleotide messenger RNA. RefSeq names its product transmembrane protein 95 (gene TMEM95). Gene Ontology annotation, biological process: fusion of sperm to egg plasma membrane involved in single fertilization. Lineage: Eukaryota; Metazoa; Chordata; Lepidosauria; Squamata; Colubridae. The record is from RefSeq and is a predicted model, not a curated record. Gene Ontology annotation, cellular component: sperm plasma membrane; acrosomal membrane.